This is a messenger RNA of Tyto alba (common barn owl), 1731 nucleotides long. Its product is annotated as solute carrier family 22 member 13-like. The transcript is spliced from 10 exons. Lineage: Eukaryota; Metazoa; Chordata; Aves; Strigiformes; Tytonidae. Bases 19 to 1731 code for a protein of 570 amino acids. The record is from RefSeq and is a predicted model, not a curated record. Gene Ontology annotation, cellular component: membrane. Gene Ontology annotation, biological process: transmembrane transport. Gene Ontology annotation, molecular function: transmembrane transporter activity.
GCCAUAGAGGUAGUCACCAUGACUGAGUUUGGAGAUGUUAUAAGUGCUCUGGGGGAGUUUGGGCUAUAUCAGAAAUUGCUGGUACUGUUGCUCUCCCUCCCACUACUUCUUAAUCCUUUCCAAAUGAUCGGUCAAGUGUUCAUGGUUGUGGAUGUGCCACAUCACUGUGACACCAGCUGGAUCCGUGCCGUUGGCCCCAACCUGACGGAGGAAGAGCAGCUGAACCUCACCCUGCCCCGGGACGCGGACGGGGCGUACGAGCAGUGCUCCAUGUACUCGCCGGUGGACUGGGACCUCGGCUCCAUCGUGGCGUACGGCCUGAACGCCACGGAGAAGUGCAGCAGUGGCUGGGUGUACCCCUCAGCACAACCGCCGUCCCUGCUGACCGAGUUUGACCUGGUGUGCGACAGGAAGGACUUGAAUGACAUCUCCCAGUCUGUCUACAUGGUGGGGCUUCUCCUAGGAGCUAUGAUUUUUGGGCCACUAAGUGACAGGAUGGGCCGUCGGCCAAUCUUUCUGACCUCCAUCCUCCUCCAGGGCUUGUUUGGCGUAGCAAUUGCCUUUGUGCCCCAUUUCUAUGUGUACAUGGCCUUCAGAUGUGUUGUGGGGGCUUCGGUGUCAGGAAUUCUGAUUACUGACUUGGCCUUGGCUACAGAAUGGGUUGGUGCCUCCUCCCGACCAAAGGCAGUGCUUCUUUCUCACUGCUGUGUUGCCAUCGGACAGAUGCUCUUGGCUGGCUUGAGUUACGGUAUUCGCAACUGGAGGCUGCUGGAGAUUGCAGGAUCUGCCCCAACGUUUGCCCUUUUCUUCUACAUCUGGGUGCUACCCGAGUCAGCUCGGUGGCUGGUGACAAAAGGCAGAAUAGAAGAAGCCAAGAAGGUCCUUCAGAAGGCAGCAUCCAUCAACAAGUGCACCCUCCCACCAGGACUCCUUGAGCAGCUGAAGCCUGAGACACAGACCAAGUCUGGAAGUAUUCUGGAUCUCUUUCGGAAGAAGCACCUCCGGAACGUGACUUUAAUCAUGUCAUGUGCCUGGUUUGCAGACAGCCUUGUCUACUACGGGCUGAGCCUUAAUGUGACAAGUUUUGGUCUGGACAUCUAUCUGACGCAGCUUGCCUUUGGGGCGGUGGAGUUACCAGCUCGAUAUUGCUGCAUUUUCUUUCUGCAGUGGUUUGGGAGAAAGAAAACCCAAGCUGUUCUCCUCCUACUCUCUGGCCUGAUGUGUCUCAUCAUCACUGGCAUCCCUGAAGACCAGCCCGUGGCAACCACCGUCCUGGCCAUCAUCGGCAAAUUUACAGCCACAGCCUCCUUCUCCACCUCCUACGUCUACUCCGCAGAGCUCUUCCCCACGGUCAUCAGGCAGACCGGCGUGGGGCUGUGCUCGAUGUCGGCGCGGGUGGCGGGGAUCGUGGCCCCGCUGAUCCGCCUCCUGGGCCAGUACCACCGGGCCAUCCCCAUGGCCAUCUUCGGGAGUGCCCCCGUGGUGGGGGGGCUGCUCUGCGUCCUGCUGCCCGAGACCCGCGGCACCGACCUGGUGGACGACACGGGGGACGGACACCCCCCGGCUGAGACCAAAAGGAGGCAGCCCCCAGCCAUCGCCAACGAAACAGCACCCUUGGGCAAAGGACUGAGCUCCUCUAUACUCAGAGGCACUGAACAGGAGCAGCAGAGCAAAUCAUUUGAAAAGCAGUGCCAGAGAGAAAAUGGCACCACGGGCAGCCCCUCCCGGUGA